CACCUGAAUGUCGCCAUGAAAGAACACCACAUGCUUGUUGUUGCUCUUCUCCUCCUUCACGGUGUGGUCGUCUGCAGCAGGCCGGAGGAGCAGCAGGUCGUUCACUCGGCUCGGCUGGUGUCCGGGCACCGCGAGCAGCUUCUGGAGCCUCCUCUGCGGGCUCUCUGUGCGUGCAUCCCGGCUGGCUGCUGCUGCAUGCAUCCCCCGAGGCUCGGAGGAGGUGGUCGCUGCCACAGAGGUCAUCUUGUUGGCCACAGACAAGAGAGUGAAACCCACAACAGCUUGGGCCACUAGCAUGGACACUAAUCGUUCUCCUGCAGCAUCAUGUCCUCCAGCUCUCUGGGCCGGAGGUUAGUGGCUUGUCUUCUGAAUGUUUCUGAAGCUCGUAAGAAAGACCUGGUGGAGACUGUGGCCAAGGCAGCUUUAUACAACACUGAAGGUGUCAGACGAGAGGGGACGACCGUGCUGAAUAUCUUUAAUGACCAUGACUACAACCGCUCUGUCAUCACCAUUGUGUCCAGCAUCGACUCCAUCAGGGAGUCCGUUCUGUCUGCGUGUGAGAGAGCCUGUGGGCUCAUCGACAUGCGUGCUCACUCCGGGGUCCACCCGUGUAUGGGUGCUGUCGACCUCAUCCCCAUCUACCCGCUGGGGGAGGAGGUGGGGGUGGAGGACUGCGCUGAAGAGGCUCGAGCUGUGGCUCAGGGACUCACAGAGCGGGUCCGGGGCACCAGUGCCUUCCUGUUUGGCUGGGCUGACUCCCCCCUCCAGAGGGGACUGGCACAGAGGAGGAGGGAGAUGGGCUGGUUCAAGAAGACGACAGACUUGCAGGCGAUCACACCCGACAUGGGGCCACAGCUGCAGAGACGCUUCGGUCUCACAGGUGUCGGAGCCAGUCCGUACGUAAUGAACUGCAACGUCACCAUCGACACCCAGGACAUCGCCAUGGGACACAGCAUUGCCAUGGCAAUCAGAGAGUCGACCCCUGGGGGCCUACCCGGGGUGCAGGUACUGGCUUUGCCACAUGAGGGCAGUGUGGAAAUCGCCUGUAACGUGGAAAGUGUAAAGGGGAGUCCACCUGGUCACAUGACCACAAGUGAACAGUGGCCAUGUUUCAUAAUUGAUGGCCAGCCGUACUGUCACGCUCCAGCCUCCCUCAUCACAGCGAGGGUCGCAGAGCUGGCAGGGAAGCAGGGGGUUACAGUAAAGGGCACGGCGCUGGUGGGGUUUACCCCCCGUGAGUGCAGGGGCCUCGCUGAGUUAGCUCUGUCUCAGGGGAUCGCUGAGUUUUGGAAAGAUCAGCACAGGAUCCGAAUGUGAAAAACAAUUCGAUUUAUUAAACCUCAAUAAAUAAUUCAUCAUGUUUGUUUGAUGUUAAUUAAAUACUACAAGGACUGACCGAAUGUGAAGCUCCGCCCCCUUCUGCUCAGUAAAUUAACUCUGUGAAGCUCUCCAUCUUAGUGCUGCAUGCAGUUUAAUAUAACAGUGUCAGAUACCUUCAAUAAUUUAAAUGAAAAACGUUUUAUUUGUUCACAUAAAGAUGACAGAUUUGAUUUGAAUUAUAACUUCUGAUGCACGCUGACUUCAUCAGCCACACAUUUAUUAGUUAAAGCUCAGAUCAGGAUGUUUUUAGCUGAAUAUGAAACAAACUGAAAUUGAUUCUGAUGCCUCUUUUAGUUUUAUAAAUUAAUAUUUAAUGCCAUCGCAGUCAGAUUUGAAUUUUUACUUGCCCCCAAAGGAUUGUAAUCUUGGUUCAACUUUGAGUCAAUUCUUUUCUGUAUGUUUGGUGCAUCAAAUUAAAGCCUCAAUUAUUUUA
Molecule: messenger RNA, 1813 nt
Organism: Notolabrus celidotus (New Zealand spotty)
Lineage: Eukaryota; Metazoa; Chordata; Actinopteri; Labriformes; Labridae
Gene: ftcdnl1
Product: formiminotransferase cyclodeaminase N-terminal like 1
Exons: 6
Coding region: 325-1317 (330 amino acids)
Molecular function (GO): transferase activity; folic acid binding
Source: RefSeq, a predicted model, not a curated record